This is a messenger RNA of Zasmidium cellare ATCC 36951, 1020 nucleotides long. RefSeq lists its product as uncharacterized. Bases 1 to 1020 code for a protein of 339 amino acids. Gene Ontology annotation, biological process: ergosterol biosynthetic process. Lineage: Eukaryota; Fungi; Ascomycota; Dothideomycetes; Mycosphaerellales; Mycosphaerellaceae. The record is from RefSeq and is a predicted model, not a curated record. The transcript has 4 exons. Gene Ontology annotation, molecular function: cytochrome-b5 reductase activity, acting on NAD(P)H.
AUGUUCUCGACACGCCUUUUCCGGCCUGCAGCUCAGCUGUCAAGCCAAGUCCGUCGAUACGCAUCGGAAGCUCCCAAGAGCGGUGGCAACAAUUUCCUCCUCUACGGCCUCGGCGGUGCAGCCCUUGCAGGAGGUGGAUACUAUGCCUUGGCUGGCAGCAAAGAUCCGGUGCAGCAGGCGAAGGAGCUGACGGAACCGGCAUUCAAGAACGUGCCUCCGUCGCAGGGCGGACCACCUGACAAGGUCUUCAUUGGUGGUGACCAGGGCUUCAUUAGCCUCGUUCUGGACAAGGUUGACGACAUCAACCACAACACCAAGCAAUUCCGAUUCAAGUAUGAGAACCCAGAUGCGGUCUCUGGUCUCCCGGUCGCAAGCGCCAUCAUUACGAAGUACAAGGGUCCUGAAGAUGAGAAGCCUACAAUCCGCCCAUACACACCAACGAGCGACGAGGAUGAGAGAGGCUUCUUGGAUCUGGUUGUCAAGAAAUACCCCAACGGCCCUAUGAGUGAGCACCUGCACGCAAUGAAGCCCGGUCAAAGCCUUGACAUCAAGGGACCAAUCCCCAAGUAUCCCUGGGAGGCCAACAAGCACGAUCAUAUCGCUCUGAUCGCUGGUGGAACCGGCAUCACCCCGAUGUACCAGCUGUGCCGACAGAUCUUCAAGAACCCUGCAGAUAAGACGAAGGUCACACUGGUGUUUGGCAACGUCACUGAAGAGGACAUUCUCCUCAAGAAAGAGUUCGAAGAGCUCGAGAACAACUUCCCACAACGAUUCCGCGCCUUCUACGUACUCGACAAGCCACCGUCAGGCUGGAAGCAAGGCAGUGGCUUCAUCACCAAGGACUUGCUCAAGACUGUAAUCCCCGGACCCAACGACGAGAAUGUGAAGGUCUUCGUGUGUGGACCUCCUGGACUUUGCAAGGCCAUCUCAGGAGCAAAGAAGAGCCCAGCAGACCAGGGUGAGCUCAGCGGUUACCUGAAAGAGUUGGGAUACAGCAAAGACCAAGUCUUCAAGUUCUAA